CUGGCACCAAGCCCGGGCCCUGCCCGCCUGAAUCCCGCCCCUUUCCCUCCCGAAGAGCCUGGCGCCAGGGCACCCGAAAAGUCAGUCAGUGCCAGUGCAGACCCGGCUCCCCUGCGCCAUGGAGCUCACCGCGGCCACGCUGCUUCUGCUGCUCCUCGGCCUCGCCUGCCUGGGCGUCUGCCUCCACGGGCCGGGCCGGCACAAGAGGGGGGGGCUGCCCCCCGGCCCGCGCCCGCUGCCCCUGCUGGGGAACCUGCUGCAGCUCGAUCCCAAGGACAUGGCCAAAUCUCUUCUCACGCUAAGCGAGCGCUACGGGCCCGUCUACACCCUCCACCUGGGCCUCCAGCGAGUGGUGGUGCUGUGCGGCUACCAGGCGGUGAAGGAGGCCCUGGUGGACCAGGCCGAGGAGUUCAGCGGGCGCGGGGAUCUGCCUGUGGUCUUCCGCUUCACCCAAGGGAACGGCAUCGCCCUGAGCAACGGGGAGAAGUGGAAAGUCCUGCGGAGAUUCGCCCUGCAGACGCUGCGCAACUUCGGCAUGGGCAGGCGGAGCCUGGAGGAGCGGAUCCAGCAGGAGGCACGGUGCCUGGUGCAGGAACUCGCCCAAACGCAAGCCGCGCCCUUCGACCCCACCUUCCUCAUCAGCCGGGCCGUCUCCAACGUCAUCUGCUCCGUCGUCUUCGGGGACCGGUUCGAGUACCAGGACGGGAGCUUCCUCACCUUGGUCGGCCUCAUCAACCAGAACUUCCAGCUGCUCAGCUCCCCGUGGGGGCAGCUGUACAACAUCUUCCCCGGCCCCAUGUCCUGCGUGCCGGGGCCUCACAACAGGAUCUUUGAGAACUUCGAGCAGCUGCGGCUCUUUGUGCUGGAGCGGGUGAAGAUGCACCAGGAAUCCUUUGACCCCAACUGCCCCCGAGACUUCAUCGACUGCUUCCUCCUCAAGAUGGAGCAGGAAAACCAGGACCCACUGAGCUACUUCCACACGGAGACCCUGGUGAUGACCACGCACAACCUGUUCUUUGCGGGCACGGAGACCGUCAGCACCACCCUGCGCUACGGCUUCCUCCUCCUCAUGAAGUACCCAGAGAUCCAGGCCAAAGUCCACGCUGAGAUCGACCAGGUGAUCGGGCGGCACCGCAGCCCGUCGGCGGAGGACCGGAGCCGCAUGCCCUACACCGACGCCGUGAUCCACGAGGUGCAGCGCUUCAGCGACGUGAUCCCCAUGGGGGUCCCACACGCGGUGACCCGGGACACCCGCUUCAGGGGUUUCCUGCUUCCAGAGGGCACCAACGUGCUCCCGCUGCUGUUCUCUGUGCACAAGGACCCCACCCAGUUCAAAGACCCGGCCACAUUCGACCCGGCCCAUUUCCUGGACCCGAGCGGAGGCUUCCGGAAGCAGGACGCCUUCAUGGCCUUCUCCACGGGGAAGCGGAUCUGCCUGGGCGAGGGCCUGGCCCGCAUGGAGCUCUUCCUCUUCUUCACCUCCACCCUGCAGCGCUUCACCCUCACGCCCCUCGCCCGCCCGCAGGACCUCGACGUCUCGCCCCUGGUGAGCGGCCUGGGGAACGUGCCGCACCCCUACGAGUUCCGGGCCGUCCCUCGCUGAGCGAGCCGCUGCCCAUCCCGCCUCCGCUGCCCUUCCCAGCCUCGUGUGCUGCAGCCUUUGCACGCCUGAGACGAGCUCGCAGGCCUCGUCGCUUGCAGUGUCUGGUCAGCACAACUGCCGGGUCUCCUGCGCUCGAGAUCUUACCGCGCUGCCUGGCGGGCUGCUCUCUUUAACGUCCCGAGCGCCAGAUUCGUGAGCUUAGUUCAGGUUUUCAUUACAAUCAACUACAAAUAAAAAUGGUCCAGCUCUGGGGGUGAUAGAGAAACGUUUAGAAACUUGACUCGAGUAAAGAAACCAGAAGCAAAUAAAACGAACCCAAAUCUCA
Mauremys reevesii (Reeves's turtle) is the source of this 1928-nucleotide messenger RNA. Its product is annotated as cytochrome P450 2F3-like. The record is from RefSeq and is a predicted model, not a curated record. Gene Ontology annotation, molecular function: iron ion binding; oxygen binding; oxidoreductase activity, acting on paired donors, with incorporation or reduction of molecular oxygen, reduced flavin or flavoprotein as one donor, and incorporation of one atom of oxygen. Lineage: Eukaryota; Metazoa; Chordata; Testudines; Geoemydidae. Gene Ontology annotation, biological process: xenobiotic metabolic process. Gene Ontology annotation, cellular component: cytoplasm; intracellular membrane-bounded organelle.